AGUGCAGUUAGUUUCCUACCCUCGCUCUGGGAACAUCUGUGUUUAUUUUUUCCAAGAGUUGUAAAAUCUGCAACUAUAUUUACAAUUGAUAAAAUACUUUUUUUAAUAACUCAAAUAAUGAUUAGUGAAAUUAAGUUAGGAAGCUUUGGACAUAAGUUCUAUAGACGGAUGUCAGUGCAAGUUUCAGCAAAACUCUCAAACACUGAAAAUGGACCAAAAGAGGCAUCAAAACUCGAUCGUGAGUGGUUGAAAGCUAAGGAUUUCAGUGAAAUUCCAGGACCGUCAACGUUCAAACUACUAUCACAUUAUCUUCCUGGUGGAAAACUACAUAAUUCCAAUUUAAUCGAUUUCUAUAAACUACUUCGUGAUGAAUAUGGCGAUAUUUCUCAAGUUAAAGGGAUAAUGGGUAAACCGAAUGUUGUUUUUACCUACAACCCAGCCGAUAUAGAAAAGGUAUAUCGAACUGAGGGUGUUUGGCCUAUACGCGUUGGAUUAGAAACCUUUACCUACUACCGAAAAAAGAUUCGACCAGAUGUUUUCAAAAAUGUCGGAGGAUUAGUUUCAGAACAAGGAAAAGCUUGGGCGGAUAUUCGAAACAAAGUUAAUCCCAUAAUGAUGAAAGUGCAAACUGUUAGGCACAACUUGCCUGAUAUUGAUGAAAUUUCCUUGGAAUUCUUACAAAAGCUAGAAAAACUUCGGGAUCCAGAAACCAAUAAAAUUAAAACAAACUUUCAUGAUGAAGUCAAACUUUGGGCGUUCGAGUCAAUCUGUUGUAUUGGUUUGAACAGAAGAAUGGGAUUCUUAAGCAGUUCAGGAAGUAUUGAUCCAGAUGCUUUGAGACUAUCGGAGGCUAUGUCAAAGUUCUUUCAAUUGAGCUUUGAGUUUGAUGUGCAACCUUCCAUUUGGAAGUACUAUGAAACACCAAAAUUCAAAACCCUCAUACAAACCUAUGACGAGAUAACUGACAUUUGCACCAAGUACAUCAAUGAAGCAACCUCAAAUUUUGGCAAAGGUGAAGGCCCUUCUGGAGUUUUGGAAAAACUCUGCUGCAUUGAUAAACAAAUUGCUGUAGUUAUGGCUAUCGAUAUGUUAAUGGCGGGUAUGGAUACUACCUCCUCAGUUUUUCUUUCAACCCUGUAUAUGAUUGCAAAACAUCCAGAAAAGCAAAAUGCCCUUCGUCGGGAAGUAACUGAAAUUCUUCCAAACAAUCAUACUCCUCUGACAACAGAGAAUACGAAAAAUAUGCCUUACCUUAGAGCCUGUAUCAAAGAGGCUCUCAGAAUUACUCCGAUAACACCAGCCAACUUUCGUCUCACAGGUUGUGAUGUAGUUCUUAGCAACUAUAAAGUUCCAAAAGGCACUGGAGUCUCAAUGGGUAUGAUGCCCCUAACCAAUAGCGAUGUUUAUUUUCCAAAAAGUUCUGAGUUUAUGCCCGAGAGAUGGCUUAAAUCCGGUGAGGGAGCAUGCCCUCAUGCAAAAGCAACGAAUCCUUUUGUGUAUUUGCCCUUUGGAUUCGGUCCUCGGACAUGCAUUGGAAAACGAAUUGCUGAAAUGGAGAUGGAAACUCUCUUAGCAAGAUUAAUUCGAAAUUACAAGGUUUCAUGGUAUGGGGAUGAUCUCAAGUAUACGAGUAAUAUAAUAUUGAUACCAGCUGGCAAUAUGAGGUUUAGAUUUGAGCCGUUAUAAGUCUAGCAUUAUUUUUCGUUUGAUGUUAAAUUAUUUUAAGUAACAGUAUUUCAAAUAUACAUGUAUGAAUGUACAUACAUAUUUACAAAAUGUUUGUUUCGUAAUUUGAGUUAAAUAAAAGAAUGUGAUUGGAGGUGUGGAACUUUUUGCACAUCAAUACUUAAAAUACCUGUAAAGCAGAA
Messenger RNA from Eupeodes corollae, 1868 nucleotides. RefSeq names its product probable cytochrome P450 12b2, mitochondrial (gene Cyp12b2). Gene Ontology annotation, molecular function: monooxygenase activity; heme binding; iron ion binding. Bases 118 to 1686 code for a protein of 522 amino acids. NCBI's taxonomy places the organism in Eukaryota, Metazoa, Arthropoda, Insecta, Diptera, Syrphidae. The transcript is spliced from 6 exons. The record is from RefSeq and is a predicted model, not a curated record.